AUGCAGGAAGUGAAGAAACGUCCGAUAAUCUCUGCAAGAGAAAGAGGCCCGGGUCCUGGACGCUACGCUCUGCCCCCGAUGGUGGGAUACAUCAACCAUGACUUCACCAAGCCCAGCAGCCCUGCAUACUCCUUUCACAGCCGCAUGAGCAGCGCCAUGAUCUCUGUGGACUCCAGCCCAGGACCGAGGUACCACAUUGACGCCAAGUUAACCCGCUUUGGCCGGAUGGAAACCCCGUCCUACUCCAUGCUUGGCAGGGGACGGAGCACAGGGGAUAAGGUGUUUCAGACUCCGGGGCCGGGGGCCUACAGCCCAGAGAAGGCUCCCCCUCUCAACUCUCACAGACCCCCCUCAUUCACCAUCGGCUCUCGCACCAGAUACCGCUCUGUGGAUCCUGUCCCGGCACCCAACAGCUACAGACUCCCUAAUCUGCUCGGCAGCCAGGUCCCUAAUAAACCCUCGAGUGCCAGCUACAGCUUCUCAGGCCGGAGGAAGGUGGGAGCUCCGUCUGAAGACCUCUCCAAGAGCCCCGGACCGGCCAAAUACGACACCACCAACCCCGACAUCUACCACCAGCGCCAGCCCUCCUUCUCCAUGCAGAAACGGACUAAGAGACCCAGUUAUUCCUCGGCUAUCCCCGGCCCCGGCACUUACAGCCCGGAAAAGUUUCAUGUGCACCUCCCUAAACCCCCCUCCUUCUCUAUGGGUGUCAGACACUCAGAGUUCGUCACCCCACUCGUGGUGCAAGUCAUCGACUGACAGGAUUCAAUAU
This is a messenger RNA of Trematomus bernacchii (emerald rockcod), 772 nucleotides long. RefSeq names its product outer dense fiber of sperm tails 3-like 2a (gene odf3l2a). The transcript is spliced from 5 exons. The coding region runs from base 1 to 759 and encodes 252 amino acids. Gene Ontology annotation, cellular component: cytoskeleton. The record is from RefSeq and is a predicted model, not a curated record. NCBI's taxonomy places the organism in Eukaryota, Metazoa, Chordata, Actinopteri, Perciformes, Nototheniidae.